AUGUCCAAUACUAUGCCUUUGGAAUCACCCACUCUCGGCACUGAUUCAACCUCUCGACAUGACGUACAACAUAUUGCAGGCGCAAAAUCAAAUAUUUAUCUUCCUCCAUCUACACCAUCAGCUUCUGCUACUUCUUCCCUUUAUCUAUUGGAUACGCGAUCAACAACCAGUACGGAUAUGUUAGGUGGAGGAGGUACAAUGGUUGGGAGAAAAAGAAUGAGAGAUACUUUACCAUAUGAAUAUGGAUAUGAAAGAGGAAAUCAAUUUGAUGAUGGAGAUUCUAAUUUAAUUCCUCCGGGAAGUCCUAUGCCAUUUGUUAAUACGAAAUAUCGAUUGGCGGGAGGAUUGGAUACUCCACAGGCCGAUUUACAAAAUAGGGAAAUGGGAAUGGGUAGAGAAAGUGAUUUUGGUGAUAUUAAAUAUCGAAGGGAGUUGAGUGAUGUGAAGGAAAAUUUUGAGAUGGAAGGAGAAGGUCAAUUAUAUCGGGAUGAAAAUGGUAGACCGAGGAUUAGGGGUCAACCAAAGGAAGAUGAGAAACGUGGUUGGAUUAAACCGAUGGUUAAUGUUGUAGGUGGUGUGGUUGGAAAGAUGUGGGAGUUUUGUAAAAUGGGUGUUGCUUUUAAAGGAUUUCAAGCUGGUGGAGGGAAUGGUUAUGUUUUUGGAUCAUCAACUCCCAUUCCACAGACAACGAUGGAUGAACCGAGAGAUAAUAUGUGGGAGGAUGAAAAAUCUCCGAGUACACCUGUACCGGGUGGACUUCCUAUGGGCGGGAUGGUUGAGAAUUAUAUGGAUCAACAUUAUGUUGAACCACAAGAAGAGACUACACCACCGAGACCAGCAAAGAGACGACAAACUAGUUUUACCACUCAAACAGGUCCGGAUGAUAUGUCGAGAAAUUGGGUUGUGGUUCCUCCAUCAGAAUCACCUCAACCGGAAUUUUCAUCCAUUCAACAAUAUCCAAAACUUCCUCCUGUACCAGCAGAUGCAUUUGCGAUUCCACAAUCUCAAGCUACUAGACCUAGGUUAUCACAACAGAGAAGUGGAAUUGCUAGAUAUAGCAUGUCUGCAUCUACGAAUUCAGGUAGAAGACAUUUAGUCUCUUCUCAAUCAACAUCAAGUAACAUAAGCGCAACCCGAAGAUCCAGUUAUCAAAACAAUCCUCGAAUUCUCAAUCCUUCACCCACAUUAUCGAGUUUCGGCAAUACAAAUUACUCAACUCCAUCUCGACCAAGUCCUUCUCAUAUUCAUCGCACAGCUUCACCUGCCAGCUCACGUAUUCCUCGCUGGACACCUAAUAGUCCUAAAACAGGACCGACGAUGAUGAAUGAGAGUCCAGCGGCUAGAGAAGCGAAAGCCUGGAAGGCGAAACAGUUAAAGGAGGAGAGGGAACAAGAUGAGAUGAUGAGGAAGUUUGAUAGACAGAUGAAGGAUUUGAUUAGGCAGGGUACUAUGGCUUUGAAUACGACAGUGGCGGAUAUGGAUAUUGAUGGGGUAGAUGGGGAUGGGGAUGGGGAUGUGGAUGUUUUUUUGGGGGGGAGUUAG
Molecule: messenger RNA, 1542 nt
Organism: Sclerotinia sclerotiorum 1980 UF-70
Lineage: Eukaryota; Fungi; Ascomycota; Leotiomycetes; Helotiales; Sclerotiniaceae
Exons: 1
Coding region: 1-1542 (513 amino acids)
Source: RefSeq, a predicted model, not a curated record